Ricinus communis (castor bean) is the source of this 1286-nucleotide messenger RNA. Its product is annotated as transcription factor KUA1. The record is from RefSeq and is a predicted model, not a curated record. Gene Ontology annotation, molecular function: zinc ion binding; DNA binding. The transcript has 3 exons. Bases 263 to 1096 code for a protein of 277 amino acids. Lineage: Eukaryota; Viridiplantae; Streptophyta; Magnoliopsida; Malpighiales; Euphorbiaceae. Gene Ontology annotation, biological process: response to gibberellin; response to auxin; response to ethylene.
UUUGAUUUAUCCUUUUCUCCUUUUGUUUUUAGUGCAAAAAUCCAACCAAAAAGAAAGCAAAGCCCAUCUUUAUAUGUAUGUAUAAAAUCACAUAGCACAUUGAUCAUGGUGAUUUGGUUUUCUAUCUUCUUUCUUUGCUUCUUUCUUUCUUUUUAUCCCUCUCAAUUUUCAAGGUUCAUGAUAAAAGUUAUUGUUUGGAAGGUAGAAUAAUUGCUAUUAUAUUAGUUUGCGCCGGGAAGAAAGAGAGAAAGGAAGGAAGGAAAUGGGAAGGAAAUGCUCACAUUGUGGGAAUGUAGGACAUAAUUCAAGAACUUGCCACUUUGAGAAAGAAAGUCUCCGGUUAUUUGGUGUGAAACUACACUCUAACUCUUCUUCUUCUUCUCAUCUUUUCUUGAAGAAGAGUUUUAGUGUGGAUUGCUUGUCUUCUUCAUCCACUACUACUACACCUCCUCCUCCUCCUCCUCCUUCUUCUUCUUCUUCUUCUUCUACUACUACUACUAGUACUUUUGGAGAUAAUGUUGAUAUUAAAUUGUCUACUGGCUAUCUCUCCGAGGGACUUGCUGCACCUACCCAAGAAAUCAGGAAGAAAGGUGUGCCAUGGACUGCAGAAGAGCACCAGAUCUUUCUGCUAGGGCUCCAAAAGCUAGGCAAAGGUGACUGGAGAGGCAUUUCUAGGAACUUUGUGACUACAAGAACUCCAACACAAGUAGCGAGUCAUGCUCAAAAAUAUUUUCUUAGACAAAACUCCUUCAACAAAAGGAAACGCCGCCCUAGCCUCUUCGAUAUGGAGAGCAGCCAGUCCUCAAUUUCCAAGCUAAAUGAACGCAACAAUUUUUGUGGGUUAGCAUUGAAGAACACGGAAGCCUAUUCUCCAGGUUCUUACUCCAAAAACUUGGGUUUAACACAUCACUUGAUAUUGCCUACUUGGUUAAAUGAACCGCUAAUCAGCUCCAGGCCUACUUCUUUUGGUUUAACUAGUCGUAAUGUUCAACACUUGGCACCAGAUUUAGAGCUAAAACUUGCAGCCCCAGCUUCAUUGGACCAAAGUAAAUCAUGUUCUGAUGACUUUCUAAUCGGACCGAUUAGAGUGACGUGAGGAUCAUAUAGAGAAAAGGUAAAUUUUAAUUUGAGAUAUCGGAGUGCUAAUCAACAGGACAAUACAAAAAAUAUGUACGUGUGAUAUUCAUAUUCGGAAUCUUCAUAUAUAUUUUUUUAAUUUUAAACAAAGUAUAUGUAAUCACUUUAUGAUUUUACUAUUUUAUGAGACUGAUUAUCAUAAAGUACCA